Molecule: messenger RNA, 3607 nt
Organism: Hemicordylus capensis (graceful crag lizard)
Lineage: Eukaryota; Metazoa; Chordata; Lepidosauria; Squamata; Cordylidae
Gene: GATA3
Product: GATA binding protein 3
Exons: 6
Coding region: 1279-2616 (445 amino acids)
Biological process (GO): positive regulation of transcription by RNA polymerase II; regulation of epithelial cell differentiation; embryonic organ development
Cellular component (GO): nucleus
Molecular function (GO): zinc ion binding; DNA-binding transcription factor activity, RNA polymerase II-specific; RNA polymerase II cis-regulatory region sequence-specific DNA binding
Source: RefSeq, a predicted model, not a curated record
AUCGAAGAAUUACUUUUCCAGAGUAUGACUACAACCGAUUUAAAUUCGCGUCCUCCUUGCCUAACUGAUGUGUGGAUCCCAGAAAUACUCUCCCUUUGGUAGGCAUUAUCUGGAUCAAAUCUGUGCCAGCCAACGUCAGAAUCUGGAUAGCGCCGUUUUCUCAGUUCUGUUGUGCGAGGGAAUGAGGACAGAGUUGUGGAAGGCAAGCGACAAAACACUAGUCGUCCGAAAUGCCUUUCUUUAAAUGGUUACGGUUUAAUUCGUAUAACUGAAGGAAGUUAUGUAGUUUAGAAAGACCCAAGGAAAAGCCGGGUCGGAUUUAUUGAGUAGUUCGUUGUCUGAAUCGUGGGGAUCGGAGUGGAUUUAGCAAUACUGCUGACUGACCUUUUGUUAGCUUCCAAGGUAUUGCCACUUAAGAAACCCAGCUGGAAUCUAGGUCAUUAGAUAAAGCUAACAAGAAAGAAAGAAAGAAAGAAAGAAAGAAAGAAAGAAAGAAAGAAAGAAAGAAAGAAAGAAAGACUUCAUUUGUCCACUAACAAACAUGUGAGGUCGUAGAUGAAGACUUUUUAUGUAAGCAAAUCGGGCUAUUAAUAACCGGAGCUACUUUCGUUUUCAUCAACCGUUUCAGAGCUGAGAACUGAGGCAGGGUAUAAAGAGACGUCUUUGAUCUAAGGAGUGCAUUUGUUUGCAGAAACGGGUAGAAGCGGUUUCUUCUGCCCCUCUGCUCUCUGUGCACGAUUUUGAAUGAAGCUUGAAGAAAGGACGCCUGAAUCAGUGAUUCCGCAGCCGCUUACUCCGAAGCAGCCCCGUUUACUUCCCUGUGAAAUCCACGAGGCUACGCUGGAAUAAGUGGUUGGAAGACUGAGGGUAAUUCUGUACAGUCAGCCCAGCUAUCCCUGGUUUAAAUGCUUCCGGAUUCUAACCUUGGUGCGCCUGCCGGUCUGUGUGAUCAAAGGAAGAGAGGAGGAAGCUUGCGAAGCAGAGGAAGAGGCAAGCUGGGAACAUCCUGCGGGUGGUUCUCCCGACCUCUCGGUUUUCUCUCCCGCUUCAUGGGAGACGCUUCUUGAAGCAACCCUUCCAGCACUUUCCCUUGUCCAUAGACACUUUCCGACACCCCAACUCGUCCCUCGACUUUAUAUGCAUUUUAAGCGAGUUGUUGGCGGCUUCUAGUUUUCCUGUCCCUCUGAUCCCCCCCUCCUUCCCCUCCUCCUUUUUGCACGGGGUAGAGGAUUUUUUUUAAAAAGCCACCCGCCACCGCUUCGUGAUCGUGAGAACAGCAUGGAAGUAAGCACGGAUCAGCCUCGGUGGGUCAGCCACCAUCACCCGGCCGUUCUCAAUGGACAGCACCCGGACUCCCAUCACCCAGGACUGGGCCAUUCCUACAUGGACCCCACGCAGUAUCCUCUGACCGAGGAAGUGGAUGUACUUUUUAACAUCGACGGGCAAGGCAACCACGUCCCUCCGUAUUACAGCAACUCCGUGCGGGCUACGGUGCAGCGGUAUCCCCCGGCCCAUCACGCAGGUGGCCAGGUGUGCCGUCCGCCAUUGCUGCAUGGUUCUCUCCCUUGGCUGGAUGGGAGCAAGGCUCUGGGAAGCCACCACAGCGCCUCCCCGUGGAACCUGAGCCCCUUCUCCAAGACCCCCAUCCACCAUGGCUCACCUGGACCUCUCUCCGUCUACCCUCCGGCAUCCUCCUCCACUUUGUCCGCGGGCCACUCUAGCCCACACCUAUUCACCUUUCCGCCGACCCCUCCUAAAGAUGUUUCCCCGGACCCCUCCAUCUCCACCCCAGGCUCCACUGGAUCCAGCCGGCAAGAGGAGAAGGAGUGUAUUAAGUACCAGGUGUCUUUGCCCGACACGAUGAAGCUGGAGUCCUCUCAUUCCCGGAGCAGCAUGGCCUCGUUAGGAGGGGCCCCUUCUUCUGCUCACCAUCCCAUCAGCACCUACCCUUCCUAUGUCCCUGAAUACGGCUCUGGACUUUUCCCUCCUAGCAGCCUGCUAGGGGGGUCGCCUACUGGCUUUGGGUGCAAAUCCAGACCAAAAGCACGUUCCAGCACAGAAGGCAGGGAGUGUGUAAACUGUGGCGCUACCUCGACCCCACUAUGGAGGAGAGAUGGCACUGGGCACUAUCUCUGUAACGCCUGUGGACUGUAUCAUAAAAUGAAUGGGCAGAACCGGCCCCUGAUAAAGCCCAAGAGAAGGCUGUCUGCUGCAAGGAGGGCAGGAACAUCGUGCGCAAACUGCCAGACCACCACCACCACUCUGUGGAGGAGGAACGCCAAUGGUGAUCCCGUGUGCAAUGCCUGUGGGCUGUAUUACAAGCUCCACAAUAUUAACAGACCCCUGACUAUGAAGAAGGAAGGCAUCCAGACCCGAAACCGAAAAAUGUCUAGCAAGUCGAAAAAGUGCAAAAAAGUCCACGACAGCUUGGAAGACUUCCCCAAGAGCAGCUCCUUCAACCCUGCUGCCCUCUCGAGACACAUGUCUUCCAUCAGCCACAUUUCGCCGUUCAGCCAUUCGGGUCACAUGCUCACCACGCCAACUCCAAUGCACCCGCCUUCCAGCCUGUCCUUUGGACCUCAUCACCCGUCCAGUAUGGUCACUGCCAUGGGCUAGAGCGUGUAGGAGAGAGAGAGAGACUUCCCUGCUGAAUGCUUUUAAGUUCUCAAAAUGAGAGGUACAUUAUAUACUUGCAUUGUUGCAGGCGAGCGCUUUUACCCAUGCAAAGCCCUGGGACACAAAUGGAAAGAAAACGAAAUUAAAGCUGGUUGAAGGCACAUAAGUAAACAAAAAUAACACAGAAGGGUGACUGUUGGCUGCUUCCUAAGGUGUCUCUGUGUUCUCAACCACCAAAUUGGGAUCCCAUUUGUGAAUAAGCCAUUCUGACAUGAGUUUGCUCUUGAACUGGGUUUUUAGUUCUAUGAAGAAGAGAAAACAAGAUGAUUCCCCAUCCCAGUCCCCCCAAAGACAAGCAGAUUGAUGCUGAACACUGUAUAACUUAUAUUGUAAGAAAUACUGUACAUUUUUGAAGAUGACUGACAUCUGGUUAGCUGUCAAGAUAUGGCUUGGUCAAAUCACUGCUCAUGAAUACCGGGAAGAAUGUUUCAUGGUACAGACCAAGAAGAACUAGGUUGAACCGGCAAAUGGACAAACUGCCAGUUGUGUUUUUGCUGUCUUUCUCUCUCUCUCUCUCUCUCUCUCUCUCUUUCUCUUUCCUCACUCACUGGCUCCAGUUGUUUUGAUGCAUUAAAAAAAAUAAAUUAAUCCAAGUUGUAGGCAAAUCAUCCAUUCCAGGCUAUGGGCCUCUGAACAAUAGGGAAUCUCAAUGGUUUCAGGGCAAUCGGUAUAAUAUUCACUCUGUUGCCGAGACUCGUUUUCGAGGCCUAUAUGCAUUGUGAACAAGUUCCUGUAAUUGUUGUUUGUAUGUAUAAUUCAAAGCACCGAAAUAAGACAAGAUGUAGAUUUAUUUCAUCCUAUGAUACAGACUGAAUGGUUGUACAAAUUUUACUUACUGCUAGUGUUAAGAACUGCGCUUUUUGGUUUUGUUUUCAUAUUUUUUCCUCUUUUUUUUUUUUUUUGGAGAAUAAACUAGAUUAAAUUCUGUUGA